Ziziphus jujuba (common jujube) is the source of this 1609-nucleotide messenger RNA. RefSeq names its product disease resistance protein LAZ5-like. NCBI's taxonomy places the organism in Eukaryota, Viridiplantae, Streptophyta, Magnoliopsida, Rosales, Rhamnaceae. The transcript is spliced from 2 exons. Bases 30 to 1184 code for a protein of 384 amino acids. The record is from RefSeq and is a predicted model, not a curated record. Gene Ontology annotation, biological process: signal transduction.
UCCUUUGGCCUCUCUCUUGGCCUAGACAAAUGGAAAACUCUUAUUCAAGCUCUUCUUCUUUUUCUUCCAACUCCAUCAAAAGUACUCACGAUGUGUACCUAAGUUUUAGAGGUGAAGACACCCGAAAUGGUUUCACGAGUCAUCUCUAUUCUGCUUUGAUCCGAAAAGGAAUUCUGGCCUUCAUGGAUGUCAAACUACAAGAGAUGGUGGGUGAAGACAUUGCCUCAACAUUGUUUAAAGCAGUAGAAGAAUCAGAGUCUUAUAUCGUUGUUCUCUCCGAAAACUAUGCUUCGUCAAUUUGGUGUUUGGAUGAACUUGUCAAGAUCGUCGAAUGCACAAAAGGUUGGGAGAAGAUAAUUUUUCCCAUCUUCUAUCAUGUGGAUCCAUCUGAUGUGCGAAAGCAGAGGGGAUGUAUUGAAAAAGCGUUCGCGAUUUAUGAAACACGUUUUAGGGAUGAUAUCCAAAAGGUUCAGAGAUGGAGGGAAGCAUUAAAAAGACUCACUGACCGAUCUGGAUGGCAUAUAGACCAUAGGAGCGAUGAAGCCAAAUUCAUAUACCUAAUAACAGCGGAGAUAUUCAAAAGAAUAACUUCACUUAGGAAGACAGAAAAAGCAACCAAGAGAUCAGAAGAAAAUGUUGAAGAGAUAAACAGUACUAGUUUUGAUUCAUCUCUUUGUCAAUCUUCUUCUCCUUCUUCCAACUCCAUCAAACCGUAUGAUGUGUUCAUGAGUUUUAGUGGCGAAGACACCCGCAAUGGUUUCACGAGUCAUCUCUAUUAUGCUUUGAGCGAAGAAGGAAUUCUGACCUACAUGGAUGAUGUCAAACAAACCGAGAAGGGCGAAGGCAUUUCCUCGACAUUAUUGGAAGCAAUUGAAGAAUCAGAGUAUUUUAUUGUCAUUCUCUCAGAAAACUAUGCUUCUUCUGUUUGGUGUUUGACUGAACUCGUCAAGAUUGUAGAGUGCAAGCAAGUCUCCGGCAGGAAAGUUUUUCCAAUUUACUAUCAUGUAGAACCAACUCACAUUAGGAAACAGCGAGGAAUUUUUGAAGAAGCUUUCGAAAGACAUGAACAACGUUUUAUCCACGACCUGGAAAAGGUGCAAAGCUGGAGGUAUGCAUUAAGAAGGGUCAUCGACAUAGUUGGAUGGCUAAUAAACCCUAGCAGGUCUUUUUCUAUCACUUUUUAAUAAUCAGAUCAGAGUGACAGGACCUGCCCCAGGUGUGAGAUCCCACAUCGGUUGGAAAAGGGAAUGAACAUGCCUUAAAAGAGGGUGUGGAUACCUUUCCUUUGCGACGCAUUUUGACAAAACCGUACAGGCUGGGCCCAAAGCGGACAAUAUCGCAUGCGGGUGGACUGGGCUGUUACAGAUGGUAUCAGAGCCAGUACUCGGAUCAGUGUGCCAGAGAGGACGCUGGACCCCAAGGGGGGAGGAUUGUGAGAUCCCACAUCGGUUGUAAAGGGGAACGAAGCAUGCCUUAAAAGAGGGUGUGGAUACCUUUCCCUUGCGACAUGUUUUGACAAAACCGUACAGGCUGGGCCCAAUGCGGACAAUAUCGCAUGCGGGUGUACUAGGCUGUUACAACGGAAACCCUCCCAGGACCUCCCGGGUGA